AUGGAGCAGUGGCGGCAAUGCGGCCGCUGGCUCAUCGACUGCAGGGUCCUGCCGCCCAACCACCGCGUCGUCUGGCCCUCGGCCGUGGUCUUCGACCUGGCCCAGGCGCUGCGCGACGGCGUCCUGUUGUGCCAGCUGCUGCACAACCUCUCCCCCGGCUCCAUCGACCUCAAGGACGUCAACUUCCGGCCGCAGAUGUCCCAGUUCCUGUGUCUGAAGAAUAUCCGCACCUUCCUGAAAGUCUGCCAUGACAAGUUUGGACUCAGGAACAGCGAGCUGUUUGACCCUUUCGACCUCUUCGAUGUCCGAGACUUCGGGAAGGUGAGUGGCCUCUUUCCGGAGCGGGCCCGACCCCUCCGGGCAGAGCCCCAUGGGCGGGUGCAGGCCGGGCUGUGUUACAACCGGAGGAGGCGCUUCGGGGGCUGGGGCUGUGGGACGGCCCCUCCCGCCUUCUCAGGCUGUUCAGAGUGA
Messenger RNA from Odocoileus virginianus texanus, 471 nucleotides. Lineage: Eukaryota; Metazoa; Chordata; Mammalia; Artiodactyla; Cervidae. The record is from RefSeq and is a predicted model, not a curated record.